Messenger RNA from Annulohypoxylon truncatum, 3360 nucleotides. RefSeq names its product SWI/SNF family of DNA-dependent ATPase. Gene Ontology annotation, biological process: nucleosome organization; regulation of transcription by RNA polymerase II. The transcript has 4 exons. The record is from RefSeq and is a predicted model, not a curated record. Gene Ontology annotation, cellular component: chromatin; nucleus. The coding region runs from base 1 to 3360 and encodes 1119 amino acids. Gene Ontology annotation, molecular function: ATP binding; ATP-dependent chromatin remodeler activity; DNA binding. Lineage: Eukaryota; Fungi; Ascomycota; Sordariomycetes; Xylariales; Hypoxylaceae.
AUGGCACCGCCUCGUCCCAGAGCCAGUGCUGUCGAUACGGACGCGUCUAUGUCCGAUGCGCAAGAACCCGUCACAGCUCAAGCUGACGAAAUGGAGAUCGAUGAUACCCCCGAUCAGACUGAUACUGAUACAAACCCAAACACAACAGCCAGCAGUGUUGCCGGCGACCCGACUGAUGGGCGCAAGAAGCGCUCAGAAGCCAAUCAGUUACGACGAAGUAUUUUCGGUAAGAAGCAUGACUUGUUAGGCGAAUCGAAGGAAGAUGAUAGUAUUCGACGAUUUCGCUAUCUUCUUGGAUUGACCGAUCUCUUCCGCCACUUCAUCGAGACGAACCCGAACCCUAAAAUCCGCGAGAUUAUACAUGAGAUCGAUCGUCAGAAUGAACAAUCUACGAAGUCAAAGAAGAAGGGUGUUCGUCAAGGUGGCGCAGAGACCGGCCGAGCUCGUCGCACAGAAGCCGAAGAAGAUGAAGAGCUUCUCAAAGAUGAGAGGCAGGGUGGAUCGGCAGAGACUGUCUUUCGAGAGUCACCGCCAUUUGUCCAGGGUCAGAUGAGAGAUUACCAGAUUGCCGGUCUGAAUUGGCUUAUUUCGCUACAUGAGAACGGUAUCUCUGGCAUCCUCGCAGACGAAAUGGGUCUGGGAAAGACGCUUCAGACCAUCUCCUUCUUGGGUUACCUACGACAUAUUAUGGAUAUUAAAGGUCCCCACCUGAUCACAGUUCCGAAGUCCACACUCGACAAUUGGAAGCGAGAGUUCGCCAAAUGGACGCCGGAAGUCAAUGUUCUCGUGCUUCAAGGUGCCAAGGAAGAGCGACAUGCUCUAAUCAACGAGCGCUUAAUCGACGAGAAGUUCGAUGUUUGCAUUACAAGUUACGAGAUGAUCCUUCGAGAAAAGGCCCAUUUGAAGAAAUUUGCUUGGGAGUAUAUCAUCAUUGACGAAGCACAUCGUAUCAAGAAUGAGGAGUCAUCUCUCUCCCAGGUUAUCCGCUUGUUCAACUCGCGCAACCGACUUUUGAUUACAGGAACGCCCCUACAGAACAACCUUCACGAGUUGUGGGCUCUGUUGAAUUUCUUGCUACCUGAUGUCUUCGGUGACAGUGAAGCUUUCGACCAAUGGUUCUCAGGUCAGGAUGAGGAUUCAGAUGUGGUAGUCCAGCAGCUCCACCGUGUGCUUCGACCCUUCUUGUUACGUCGUGUCAAGGCCGAUGUUGAGAAAAGCUUGUUGCCCAAGAAAGAGGUCAAUCUUUACAUCGGCAUGUCGGAGAUGCAAGUCAAGUGGUAUCAGAAAAUCCUAGAGAAGGAUAUCGACGCCGUCAACGGUGCCGGUGGUAAGCGAGAGUCGAAGACUCGUCUCCUUAACAUCGUCAUGCAGCUACGAAAAUGCUGCAACCACCCUUAUCUAUUCGAAGGAGCGGAGCCAGGCCCUCCUUACACAACCGACGAACAUCUUGUGUACAAUUCUGGAAAGAUGGCCCUCUUAGACAAGCUGCUGCGACGACUGCAGGUACAAGGUAGUCGUGUUUUGAUCUUCUCACAAAUGAGCCGUCUUCUAGAUAUCCUCGAGGAUUAUUGCGUAUUCCGCGACUUCAAAUAUUGUCGUAUCGACGGAAGCACUGCGCACGAAGAUCGUAUUGCGGCGAUUGAUGAUUACAAUAAGCCCGACUCCGAGAAGUUCAUCUUUCUCCUCACGACUCGAGCCGGUGGUCUAGGCAUCAACCUAACCAGCGCUGAUAUUGUCAUUCUCUAUGACAGCGACUGGAACCCUCAGGCCGACCUGCAAGCCAUGGAUCGCGCCCACAGGAUCGGUCAGACGAAGCAGGUGGUUGUCUACAGGUUUGUCACGGAAAGUGCUAUCGAAGAAAAGGUUCUCGAACGAGCUGCACAGAAACUUCGUCUGGAUCAGCUAGUCAUCCAGCAAGGGCGUGCCCAUCCUGGAGCUAAGGGCCCAGCAGCUAAGGAUGAGCUUCUUGAUAUGAUCCAACACGGCGCAGAGAAGGUCUUUCAGACGAAAGGAGCUACCGGAAUGGCAGCCAAGGGCACAGAUCUGAACGACGAUGAUAUCGAAGAGAUCUUGUCGAAGGGAGAGAAUAGAACUAAGGAGCUCAAUGCCAAGUAUGAGAAACUAGGUAUCGAUGAUCUCCAGAAGUUUUCUUCGGAAUCCGCAUACGAAUGGAAUGGUGAGGUGUUUGGAGGAAAGAAGAAAGACAUUGGCGUGAACUGGAUUAAUCCUGCGAAGCGUGAGCGCAAAGAACAAUCUUACUCUGUCGAUAAGUUCUACAGACAAGCCAUUUAUGGUACUAGUAAGGCCGAAGCCAAACCCAAGGCGCCGCGGGCUCCCAAGCAGGUUGCGGUUCAUGACUACCAGUUCUACCCUCCGCGUCUUCGCGAUCUCCAGGACCGAGAGACCGCCUACUAUCGCAAAGAAAUCGGUUACAAGGUUCCCUUGCCAGAUGGAGAUGACGAUAACUUGUCAGAGCGUGAGGCCGAACAAGCAUUGGACCAGCAGGAAAUCGACAAUGCCACACCGUUGACCGAAGAGGAACAGGAAGAGAAGCAGAAAUUGUCUACUCAAGGUUUCGGUGAAUGGAACAAGAGAGACUUUCAACAAUUCAUCAACGGCUCAGGUCGUUACGGACGACAUGAUUAUGAAAGGAUUGCAGAGGAAGUCGACAGCAAGACCCCUGCAGAAGUUAAGGCCUAUGCUAAGGUCUUCUGGCAACGAUAUACCGAGAUCGCAGAUUACAACAAGUAUCUGCAGGUGAUCGAUACUGGAGAGGAGCGUAUGCGAAAGACGGAACAUCAACGUAAGAUGCUUCGAAAGAAAAUGCAGCAAUACCGAGUCCCUCUUCAGCAGAUGAAGAUUAACUAUUCUGUCUCGACGACAAACAAGAAGGUAUAUACCGAGGAAGAGGAUAGAUUCCUCUUGGUGAUGUUAGAUCGAUACGGUAUCGAUUCGGAAGGUGUUUAUGAGCGAAUUCGUGACGAGAUCCGAGAAAGCCCACUGUUCCGAUUCGACUGGUUUUUCCUUAGUCGGACACCCAUUGAGAUCAGCCGUCGUUGCACUACCCUUCUCACUACUAUUGUGAAGGAAUUCGAGGACGUGCAUCCGUCGAAGGCAAAUGGAGUGAACGGCAAGGGAAAAAGAGAGCCGGACGAUGAAGAGAACGACGAAGAUAGUAUCCUCGGAAUGGCUCCAGCUAAGAAGAAGUCCAAAACUGGCGUGAAGAACAAGGCCCUGGAUAAUGUCAAGGGCGGUGGCAGCAAAACUACAUCUGCUACUCCCUCAUCUCGAGCUUCUAGCGUUGCCUCUACAAACUCAGCACCUGCUCCCAAAUCGAAGGCCAAAGGCAAGAAGAAGUGA